AAUGUGGAAAUUGCCGUGAUAGAUGAAAUACAGAUGAUUGCAGAUGAGGACCGAGGGUGGUGGUGGGUGCGUGCUGUAUUGGGUGUGCCAGCCAAAGAGGUGCACUGUUGUGGAGACCAUACGGCCCUGUCCCUUUUAAAAAGGUUGACGGACAUCACCGGGGACAAUCUGAUUGUACACGAGUACACGCGCUUGUCUGAGCUGGAG
Sphaeroforma arctica JP610 is the source of this 207-nucleotide messenger RNA. RefSeq lists its product as hypothetical. Gene Ontology annotation, molecular function: RNA helicase activity. The transcript has a single exon. Lineage: Eukaryota; Ichthyosporea; Ichthyophonida. The annotation marks the transcript as partial. The record is from RefSeq and is a predicted model, not a curated record. Gene Ontology annotation, biological process: RNA catabolic process; mitochondrial RNA 3'-end processing. Gene Ontology annotation, cellular component: mitochondrial degradosome.